Molecule: messenger RNA, 339 nt
Organism: Nannizzia gypsea CBS 118893
Lineage: Eukaryota; Fungi; Ascomycota; Eurotiomycetes; Onygenales; Arthrodermataceae
Product: mitochondrial 37S ribosomal protein MRPS16
Exons: 3
Coding region: 1-339 (112 amino acids)
Biological process (GO): mitochondrial translation
Cellular component (GO): ribosome; mitochondrial small ribosomal subunit
Molecular function (GO): structural constituent of ribosome
Source: RefSeq, a predicted model, not a curated record
AUGGUGCUCCGAAUUCGACUGUCCCGUUUCGGCAGAAAACAUGAUCCUUUCUACAACAUUGUGGUCUCCCAAGCAAAAAUUGCACGCGACUCAAAACCCAUCGAAGUCCUCGGAACAUAUAACCCAGUACCACAAAAGCCAGUUGGCCUCUCAGACAGAGAAGCAAAAACCGCGAGACCAUAUAAGGAUAUUGCGCUGGAUCAAAUAAGGACAAAAUACUGGCUUGGUGUAGGUGCUCAGCCUACUGAGGGGAUCGGUCUAGUUGAGCCGAAAAUAGGCAAGGCGCAAACGACCCAGACAAACGAGAAGGCCGCGGGAAAGGCGGCAAACACCAAUUAA